Molecule: messenger RNA, 474 nt
Organism: Cetraspora pellucida
Lineage: Eukaryota; Fungi; Glomeromycota; Glomeromycetes; Diversisporales; Gigasporaceae
Source: the annotation of a GenBank genome assembly
AUGCAAAGUGGACCAGUAGCCGACUUUUUUGGGAUAACAUGUGACCAAGAAGGUUGCUAUAUGUUUGUUAUGAGAUUUUACGAAAAUGGAAACUUGUAUCAAUAUCUUGACGAUGCCAUGGGAGACCUUUGUUGGAGAGUUAUAGUUGAUAUGCUCUGGGGGAUAGCUAAUGGGCUUGAACGAAUUCAUGAACAUGGACUUUAUCAUGGUAAUCUUCAUGGAGGAAAUUUAUUAGUAGAAAAUGAACCUGUAUCAAUUAAUACAAGAAUUGCCGAUAUCGGCGAAUUAAGUGACAUUUUAGGGUGUUGGGUUACUGCUAUCUGUGAUGAUCCAUACCCAUCUCGAAUAUCUGAACAAUUUGAUGAAGCUGAGGAGAGAAAAUUUUUUGAAUUAGAGAACAAACAAUUUAAACGACCAGAGGUUCACCCUCUGGCAAUAUAUAACAGUCAGUUUAUUCGGUUUUCUGUUUCUUAA